Temnothorax curvispinosus is the source of this 728-nucleotide messenger RNA. RefSeq lists its product as uncharacterized. Lineage: Eukaryota; Metazoa; Arthropoda; Insecta; Hymenoptera; Formicidae. Gene Ontology annotation, biological process: sensory perception of smell; detection of chemical stimulus involved in sensory perception of smell. The annotation marks the transcript as partial. The record is from RefSeq and is a predicted model, not a curated record. Gene Ontology annotation, cellular component: plasma membrane. The transcript is spliced from 5 exons. Gene Ontology annotation, molecular function: odorant binding; olfactory receptor activity.
CAUUUGCAUAUAUAUCUACCGGUAUAUUUGGUAUAACCGCUCUCGUGCCACGCAUCUUGGAUGUAGUGUUUCCAUUGAAUACUUCCCGUCCAGUAAUGUUCCCAUAUCCGGCAUACUAUUUCGUUGACGAAAAUGAAUAUUUCUACUAUAUCUUUGGCCAUAUGUAUUUUACUGGCAUUAUAAAUAUUACUGGAUUAAUCGCGCACGACAUCACGUUUUUCGUUUACAUCGAACACGUCUGCGGUCUUUUCGCCAUCGUUGGAUUUAGACUUGAGCAUCUGUUACAUAAACGUUGUGCUAUAGAAAAAAAUAUGAUCGAUUAUCCGGAUGCCGUGUAUCACAAGAAUAUUGCGAUUUCGAUUUACAUUCAUCAUAAGGCUCUACGGUUUGUUGAAUUUCUUGAGAGUACUUUUACGAUAUGGUUAGCCGUGCAAGUUCUGAUGAUUACAAUUACCUUGAGCAUUACUUUAGUACAACUCUCGAUACAGCUGCACAAUUUAGAGGAAGCGGUUAGGUACUUCCUCUACAUUUUUGGUCAAUUGUUUCACAUGUUUUGCUUAAGCUUCCAAGGACAAAAGCUGAUAGAUCACAGCCUCGAAACUUGCGACAAGAUAUAUUGUGGCCGGUGGUAUACCAUACCCGUGAAGGAGCAAGGACUGCUCAUGUUCGUAAUGAGAAAAAGUAUCAAUGCUAGUGUCUUGACCGCCGGCAAGAUAUACGUAUUUUCU